This is a messenger RNA of Danio aesculapii, 1374 nucleotides long. It is a transcript of the gene drg2, whose product is annotated as developmentally regulated GTP binding protein 2. The transcript is spliced from 13 exons. Gene Ontology annotation, cellular component: cytoplasm. Gene Ontology annotation, biological process: cytoplasmic translation. The coding region runs from base 98 to 1192 and encodes 364 amino acids. Gene Ontology annotation, molecular function: GTPase activity; GTP binding. The record is from RefSeq and is a predicted model, not a curated record. NCBI's taxonomy places the organism in Eukaryota, Metazoa, Chordata, Actinopteri, Cypriniformes, Danionidae.
GCCAGUGGGUGGUGACGUCACCUGCAGUCCAUGCUGCAUUUUUCGGGCUGCUCAAAACUGCUUCACAUUAGGAUAUAAACACCACACUUCACCAACAAUGGGGAUUCUGGAUAAGAUCGCGGAGAUAGAGAGGGAAAUCUCCCGAACACAGAAGAAUAAAGCAACUGAGUACCAUCUGGGUUUAUUAAAAGCCAAGCUAGCCAAAUACAGAGCUCAGCUUCUGGAGCCCUCAAAGUCAGCAGGGGCCAAAGGUGAAGGCUUCGAUGUGAUGAAAUCUGGAGAUGCCAGAGUGGCACUGAUUGGAUUCCCCUCGGUUGGCAAGUCUACAUUUCUCAGUUUAAUGACAAAAACAGAAAGUGAAGCGGCUUCUUAUGAAUUCACAACCUUGACCUGCAUCCCUGGUGUCAUUGAGUACAAAGGUGCCAACAUACAGCUGCUGGAUUUGCCUGGUAUUAUUGAAGGGGCUGCACAAGGUAAGGGCAGAGGUAGACAGGUCAUCGCUGUGGCCAGAACUGCAGAUGUGGUCAUCAUGAUGCUGGAUGCGACUAAAGGAGAUGUUCAGAGGGAACUUUUGGAAAAAGAGCUUGAAUCUGUUGGCAUCAGACUCAACAGACCCAAACCAAAUAUCUAUUUUAAGCCUAAAAAAGGUGGUGGCCUGUCCUACAACUCAACAGUUCCUCUCACACAGUGCUCAGAGAAGCUCGUUCAGCUCAUUCUUCAUGAGUACAAAAUCUUCAACGCUGAGGUUUUGUUCAGAGAGGACUGCUCUCCAGAUGAUUUCAUCGACGUCAUCGUGGGCAACCGUGUGUACAUGCCUUGCUUAUACGUGUACAACAAGGUGGACCAGAUUUCUAUUGAGGAAGUGGAUCGUCUUGCUCAUCGACCAAACAGUGUAGUGAUCAGCUGUGGAAUGAAACUCAAUCUAGAUUACCUCCUGGAGCAGUUAUGGGAAUAUCUGGCUCUCAUCUGCAUAUAUACCAAGAAGAGAGGAGAACGACCAGAUUUUGGGGACCCUAUAAUCAUGAGACGAGCGGCAUCAGUUAAACAUGUGUGUCACAGAAUCCAUCGGACAUUAGCUAGCCAGUUCAAGUAUGCACUUGUCUGGGGAACAAGCACAAAGUACAGUCCUCAGAGAGUAGGACUGACCCACAUCAUGGAGCACGAGGAUGUCAUUCAGAUUGUGAAGAAAUAAAAUCUAGUCUCCAGAUCCUCUACAGUAUCAACAGAACAUUGAAUACAUUUUCUGUUAUCAACUGCAAUGUUUUUAGCAGCUUCAUGGGAAAACCUGUGAUCGACAAUUGAAAAGUGAUUAUUUUGUUUAUGGAAAUCAUCUACCUGACAAAACCCAGUAUAAUAAAUAACAUUCAGAUCUUU